UUUUCUGUAUUAGUACCAGAGCAUUAGGCGUGUUUAAAGGAAACACGCAAAUACUGUGCUCCAAACACUCAGAGAAAUGAAGUUAUGAGUACCUCCCUGUGGUAGCCUGGUGUCUUCACAGUCAAGUUUCCUAUGUUAGAAGUUCCUUAUUAUUAACACCAGAAGUUCCCUAGAGCCCAAAACGUGAUAGGCGUUUCAGUGAAAAAAAAAGAAAAAAAACAAAUAGAGUUUGGUCUGUAGUCAUUCACAAGCCUAAUCCCUGUAAAAUACAGCUUUUUACCCACCGAUGCGCCUGCAUUUUCCAUAUAUUUUUCGCACUCCUUCGGCUGCUGCUGCGAUGCCGGGCAGGGAUAGGAUUCAGAAUAGGAGACUACAAGAGAAGGGUUUUAAUCUGGUCAUAGGUCAAGGUCUGAUUUGGGAAACUGUAUCGCAUUCGGUCAGAAAAGCGCUGGGUCCCGGCAGCACGAGAGCCCGGCACGGGGCGUGCGGAGCGAGGCAGCGCCUCCCACGUCAGCAGCGGCCGAUUUCCUGGGGCAGGGCCGCGCCGGGGCUCGCUGCCCGGGAGCGGCGGCGGCGGGGGCGCGCUCAGGGCCGCGCUCGGCCGGGGCGGGCGCGGUGCCGGCGCUGCCCGGGCCGGCGGGGCGGGCCCACACUACAAGUCCCGAGAGGCGGCGGGCGCGGGUCGAGCCGUCCCCGCUCCCUGCGCGGCUCCGGGGCCGCGUCCGCGGCGGGCGAGGCGAUGCCGGCGGCGGGCUCGGAGGGGGAGGAGGGUCUGGCCGGGGAGCAGCCCGGCCCCGGCACCCCCAAGCUCUGCGGGUACCUGCAGAAGCUGUCGGGCAAGGGGCCCCUGCGCGGCUUCCGCAGCCGCUGGUUCGUGUUCGACCCCCGCCGCUGCUACCUCUACUACUUCAAGGGGCCGCAGGAGCCGCUGCCCCUCGGGCACCUGGACAUCGCCUCCGCCUGCUUCAGCUACCACCAGCCCGAGGCCGGCGCGGGCGCCGCGGGGGAAGAGCCCGCCGCCUUCGAGGUGCACAGCCCCGGCGGGGCCGUCACCGUUCUCAAGGCUGCGACUCGGCAGGACAUGACCUACUGGCUCCAGGAGCUGCAGCAGAAGAGGUGGGAGUACUGCAACAACCUCGACGCGGCCAAACGGGACAGCUGCACUUCCCCCACACCCAGUGACUUUUCCAAAGGUCUUGUUGCCAAAGACAACCCUGAUUUGAGUAUCCUAAGUCAGAAUGCUUCAGCAGAGAGAGCUAGAAAUAUUCUAGCUGUGGAGACUUCUCCUACGGACCUAGUGGGGGAACAAGCAGCUUCCCAGCCUGCACCAGUCCAAGCAAGUGCCAUCAAUUUCUCCCUUAAACAAUGGAGUACUGAGAUCAAAAAUUCCAUGUCCUCCUUAAGAAAAGGAAGUAACGACAAUCGCAGAAGUGUAUUUUAUACCUCUGAGGAGUGGGAAUUGCUGGAUCCAACCCCAAAAGACUUGGAGGACUCAAUGGCUCUGGAGGAAAAAAGGAAACACCUGGCAGAAGGAAGUAAAGGACUGACUAGUUCAGCUUUUCCGUUUGAUUUUGGCCGCAUUCCACACAAAGCAAGGCGUCCGUUGAAAGAUAUGAUUGGAUCAAGCAAAAACCGCAACAGCAGCGACUCUUCCCCAACAGAGUGGAGCUCUGGCAAUGGCAACAGACUGGUCUCUGAACUGCAACUGAAGUAUCAAAGCCAGCAGGAAGAGUUGGAGAAGCUGAAGAAAGAUCUUUUGAGCCAAAAGGAACUCGUUCGACUUCUGCAGCAAACGGUCCGAUCUUCCCAAUAUGAUAAAUACUUUGCAAGCCACCUUUGUGAGGGGGUUCCCAAAGAUACAUUAGAGCUGCUGCACCAAAAAGAUGACCAAAUUUUGGGCCUCAAUAAUCAACUUGAGAAGUUAAAUCUGGAAAAAGAUAGUCUCCAGCAGGAAGUCAAGAAUCUGAAGUGUAAAGUUGGAGAGCUCAAUGAACGGCUGGGAAUGUUGAUGGAAACUAUUCAAGCUAAAGAUGAAGUCAUCAUGAAACUCUCUCGUCAACUCAGCGAAUGUGAGGACAGCACAUCCUCUCAAAGUGGAGCAAUAAAUUCCCCCACGGCCACCUGUACUAAUAAAGAGCUACAGGAACUGGACAGACUAAAAGACAAUCUUCAGGGCUAUAAGACCCAGAAUAAAUUUUUAAAUAAGGAGAUUUUAGAACUUUCUACUCUACGAAGAAAUGCAGAAGCAAGAGAGCGAGAAUGGCAGGCAAAGUAUACCAGCUUAGAAGCCAAACUCUGCCAGAUUGAAAGUAAAUACUUGAUCUUGCUUCAAGAAAUGAAAACUCCUGUUUGUUCUGAGGAUCAAAGCCCUGCUCGUGAGGUUAUCACACAGUUACUGGAAGAUGCCUUGAAAGCAGAACCUAAUGAACAACCAGAACAAGCAUUUUUCAAGCCCCACCUGGUCAGUGAAUAUGAUAUUUAUGGCUUCCGGACUAUCCCAGAGGAUGACGAGGAGGAGAAACUAGUUGCAAAAUCACGAGCUUUGGACUUGAGAUCACUUUCACUCAGUGAAAAUCGAGAGAUCUCCACAGGAGUGAAAUGGGAAAACUAUCUUGCAAGCACAAUGAAUAGAGAGAUGAUGCGCUGUGUGGAACUGAAGAACCUUAUUCGCUCUGGAAUUCCGCAUGAGCACCGCUCCAAGGUGUGGAAGUGGUGUGUCAGUCUCCAUGUUAAAAAGUUCAAGGACAGCGCAGUACCUGGCUACUUCCAAAUCUUGCUUCAAAAAGCUCUGGAAAAACCAAAUCCCGCAUCUAAACAGAUUGAGCUGGAUCUCUUGAGGACUUUGCCAAACAACAAACAUUACUCCUCCCCAACGUCUGAAGGGAUCCAGAAGCUGCGAAAUGUGCUGCUGGCAUUUUCCUGGAGAAAUCCUGAUAUAGGAUAUUGCCAAGGGCUCAACAGGUUGGUAGCAAUUGCACUUCUGUACUUGGAACAGGAAGAUGCUUUUUGGUGUCUAGUAACAAUAGUGGAAGUUUUCAUGCCUCGUGAUUAUUAUACUAAGACACUGCUGGGAUCCCAGGUUGAUCAGCGAGUGUUUAAGGACUUAUUGAGUGAGAAGCUUCCACGACUACAUGCUCAUUUUGAACAAUAUAAAGUUGAUUAUACUCUCAUCACUUUCAACUGGUUUCUUGUGGUUUUUGUGGACAGCGUGGUUAGUGACAUCCUUUUCAAAAUCUGGGACUCCUUCCUCUAUGAGGGACCAAAGGUAAUAUUCCGAUUUGCCCUGGCACUGUUUAAGUACAAAGAAGAGGAAAUCUUAAAGCUGGAAGAUUCAAUGUCUAUUUUCAAGUACCUUCGCUAUUUCACACGCACCAUCCUUGAUGCCAGGAAACUGACUGCUAUUGCUUUUGGAGACCUGAACCCUUUUCCCUUACGGCAGAUCAGGAACCGCAGGGCCUAUCACCUGGACAAAGUGCGCCUGGAGCUGACGGAGCUGGAAGCCAUUCGCGAGGACUUCCUGCGCGAGCGAGAGACCUGCGUAGAAAAAAGAGACCUUAUUAGUGAUGAUGAGGAGGAUAGCUGAAACUGCUUAAUAUAAACUGUUCUUUGGGAUCAUGACCAAAGACCUACAGUGAAGCCUUGCUCUAUAAGAAGAAACACAGCAUUCUUUCUGCAUGAUUGUAGAGCGAUUGUACAAUAGUGGUAGUGACUGGGUUUAUAAAACAAAUAUUUACCAAUCAAUCAAAAGAAACCUAAAGGUCACGACAUGCACACGGGAACUGAAGAUCCUUUUUCAACAGAAAAAUGCAAUAUUCUCCUGAUGUACUCAGCUUUACUGUGAGUGUUGGAUGCACUUCCUGCAAGACAGCUGUAAGGAGCAACAUCUGGGUUGUCGAGCUAUGGUGUUUCUGCUGUGGAAGUGUCACUUGGGACCAUUUUCUCUCCUUUGGUGACUAGCAGUGUUCAUAAGUGGUUCUUGGGAGAAGGAGGGUUUCUUUCUUCCUGGCGAUUCUCUGGACUUUUGCAAUGUUUUUUCUUGAACUGUUGGAUUUUCAGAAUGUUGUAUUGACUAUAAUGUGUCAUGAUAAAACUAGGAUUCAAAUACUAGGCAGCAAAUCACCAAGCUCUGAGGAAGUGGUUAGUUAGCAAAAAAGAAAACUAGUCAUUGGGAAGAGUCAAGUGCAUCAAGCUUGUAUUUUAUGUGUUUUGGUUUGGUUUUCUAGAAGUAGUAGUACUUUAUUUGGUAUAAUCAUGUAACUGUUUUAGCCAACUUCAGUGGGGGCAGAGAGAAAUCCUGCUUCAGCUUCACAGCACUUUUAAAAAAAAUUAUUUUAGAUAAUGUAGUUGUAGCCUUCUCCAAGUAAGCAUAUUAUAAGUUAGUUUAUAUGGAAGGGAACUAUUUAAUCAGAGGUGAAGUGGUAACUUAGAGGACUACUUUUGAUAUAAAAUUUAUGCUUCCUGUAUGACACAUAAUUUUUACCUAGCCAGCAAAUCCUUGCCAAUAAGGAACGGAUGGUGGGAUCAUCUUGAUUUGCAUGUUCCUAGUCUUCUGAAAUGUCCCCUAUGUUGUCUGUGGUAGGCAGUAGCUAGGGAUUUUUUUCUAAUUCCCUAGUUACUUUUGGUUGUGUACUGGAGGGUGGGGUUUUGAUAUUAUUGUAUGUACUGUAUUCUUUUUCUACUUACAAUCAGUAUUUGAAUACAAACAUGGGACCAGGUUUUCUAAUUUUCUAGUUAUGCUGUCUUGGUUUUCAAAGAGCUGGUCUCUAAAUCAAUAUGUAAUGCAGGCUUUUUGUUUGUAUGUUUGUUUUAAUGAUGUUGUCAAGUGUUAAAUGAAUUUUUUUUAGGGUGAAGAUCUUCCUUUCAGUGACCACAAGUGAAAUAUUAAGGUGAAGAAUUUAGAUACUUGUACUUACCCUAUUCCUACAAUCUAUUUUUCUUUGGCUUUGAGUCUUCACUAUGAGCUAGUCCUGUGACUUCAGGAGAUGUUUUCAGACUGAUUCCUUUUGAAGUGUUUGGGUUGUGAAGAUAAAGCUUACUUUGAAGCAACAGUUCAGGAAGUUCUUUAGCUGAGAAAACACGACCUGCAAUGUUACAGGACCAUUUCUGUUCGAGUUGUGCUGAUGGCUCAGUUUGUGUGCGCAUGUGAUGCUGUGUUUCAUUCUAUUAAGUUGUUUCCAGUUGUACAGUAAAGCUAAGUAGCUCUGUUUCUUCUGCCAUGGUGUGACUGUUACCCAUGAAUGUUAGGAAUCCUGUGGAAGUUGUGUGGUCUCUGGGUAUUCUGUCAGCUUGCAGAUAAGAGAUGAGUCGAUGCUGUUAUGCUCAAGUUCCAGCAAGCUGUUGGCUUGAUUUUGUUAAGCCUUGUUCCUCAUUUAGUGAUGAGCUAAAAGGUCAAAAAAUUGCAGAGGCUUCUCACCUCUGGCCACUAGAAGUCUCUGUGGAACAAAAAUAAGAUGUAUAGCAGGAAGUAACAUCAGGGGAGCUUGCCUUGCUUGCUAUUACAAAUGUCAUUGUGUGACUUAGUUUUCUAGUGGUGCUUAAAUCUGGUUACCUUGGAGAGCAGUAACUCAUUAGAGACAUGCAGGAUACACAGGCAGUAUUUAAACCUGAUGAAACCAAAGGCCAAAAUACAAUGUGCCUCAGUGGCCUGCCAAAGCUGAACUGCACGGAGCCCAGGAGUUUGUGCUUGUGUGUGAACUUCUGAGGUGGUGCAUGAGGUUUACCAUUCAUGCCAGCCAGCAGUUGACCUGUUCAUGCACAUAAGAACUGCCAAGAAAAUAUUUUAACUUCAAGGCUUUGCACAUAACAUGCAAAGAGUUCCUCAUGUGUGGUUCCCAGAAUAUGUGAUGCAACCCACGCCACUAAGUUGCAUUGUGCAGAAUAUUCCUCCAUCUCUAUUCAUGUGUGCAUGGCUUCCUGGUGAAACUUUUCAUUAGUUGUUUAAAAAUGUCUAUGAUCUUCUGUUAAAUAGGCAAAAAAAUCGGUGCACUACACUUCUAGUUAUUAGAACUGCACAGUAUUUCAGCUUGACUUGUACAUGUUUACAGGUAGUGUUAUCAUCCAGUAUUAUCACAUUUUUUGGUGGUCUUCUUUUUACCAGCUAUGUAAUCAAUAAAAAGGAUUUUUCUGUUGCCCUUUCGGUGUCUUCUGUGAGAGAGUCUCCCCUUCCCUUCAGUGUCUGUAAGCAUGGUAAGAUAUUUCAGCAGAAAGGGAAAGAUUUUUUUUCUUAGUUAUAAAACAUCAGAAAUGAAUGAAUGGUCUUAAAUUUGACAGAGUUGGAUGUUCAGACACAUAACUGAGAAAUGGCAAAUGGAUUAAUUUAAUGAAAUUGUAUAGCUGUUUAAGUGACUGUUCCCUUAAGUGCCAUGUUAAACAUCAGCAAUAUGCGGUACAAGAAAUUUGAAUCACAAACAUAAGUGAUGUUAUCUUCAUGAAGAUUGAUGUAAAGAAAAAAAUAAAUUGUUUAUUGCUUUAUA
Molecule: messenger RNA, 6473 nt
Organism: Motacilla alba alba
Lineage: Eukaryota; Metazoa; Chordata; Aves; Passeriformes; Motacillidae
Gene: TBC1D2B
Product: TBC1 domain family member 2B
Exons: 14
Coding region: 287-3583 (1098 amino acids)
Source: RefSeq, a predicted model, not a curated record